Messenger RNA from Ramularia collo-cygni, 1389 nucleotides. RefSeq lists its product as uncharacterized. The coding region runs from base 1 to 1389 and encodes 462 amino acids. The transcript has a single exon. The record is from RefSeq and is a predicted model, not a curated record. Lineage: Eukaryota; Fungi; Ascomycota; Dothideomycetes; Mycosphaerellales; Mycosphaerellaceae.
AUGCUCGUCGCAGAAUUCCAAUGGCUGCUCGAGAAGUUGCCCACUGGUGACCCGGUCCGCGUGCGCAUCGAGACUGCCUAUGGCGCUGAGAUUAAGAGCGCAAAGUCUCCGGGCAAGACGAUCGAUCUCUUCGUGGUUGACAGACACCUUUUCUCAGGUCCGCUGAAAUCUACAGGCUGUCCGCGAUUCCAUGCAGAUCGACGCUUUCCUUUCCCGCCUGGCUCGCUCGUCAACAUGCCCACUCCUCUGCUCGGGGAGAGCAGCAUUCGCAUCGAAGGCAAAGGAAAGUCAAGCUUCAUCCCGACCACGGCGCCACCACACGAUCGCCCCUCGCAGAAGCGUACUCCAGGAGACAACUUUGACAUCGCCGCUGCCCGUACGUUCCAGCAGCGUCCGGAGGGAGCAAACGCUUCACUCGAGGAUAUUGCCUGGGUUACCGAGGCAUUUCGCCCAAACGRGAAACAACUGAGUGAAGCAGAAGCGAGGUCGCGGUCGGGUCGCGAGGGGGUGAAGCGGGCGAAGGACAAAACAUACCCACACCAUAUGGGCCUGUGCACCCACAAGGAACUUGAAGAGCUUCAAGCGUGGCUCAACUCCGAUUGCGAAGUCAAGAUGAUGACUGGUCGGUCGCUGUCGCCAACGGACAUGCAUGGGCUCGGGCGUGGAGCUGGCGAUGCGAGCACGCGGCCACUGACCGAGAACGUCGUUGACGCCUUCAUGGAGAUCCUGCGCCGAUACAUGGCGACGAAAGAAGCGACAAGGAGAAUGUUCCUCAUGAAUGCCGAGUCCACGCUUCGCAAUGAACAGGAGCAGGAGCAGGCGCAGGCGCAGGCGCAGCAUGAUGCGGGCGAUGCAGCCGACGAUGAGGAGCGCACAUGGCUGGGCCGAGCACGGGGUCACGGRGCGACGCCACUCACGUUUGAUCUCUUUCAUGCCAUGAUCGUUCCUGUGCAGUUGGGGGGACACUUUGCGCUCGUCGUGGCCGAGCUCCCAGCCCGUGAGGAGCCGUGCAUCUACGUUUGGAAACCAGAUGCACCGCAGUGCGGCGGCGACGUGCGCACCAUGGCAGAGGUCUGGCUCCGCAAGCUAUCGGACGUCCACUUUGCCGGCAGAUUGAUGGCGGAUCCGUAUCCCCACGACUGGGAGGUCGGCGGUCUGCUUGUGUGCUAUUAUGCCGCUCUGUAUGUCGCUCGGCAGGAGACCAUUGAGCUCAAGUACAUCGAUCGAGACACGUUGGAUGCCAUCAGAGAAUGGGUCGCCUCGACUAUCAAGAAGCAGUGGUUGGAGGAAGAGUCGAUGGCUCGAUUGCGCACGCCCAACGCCGUCCAACAAGCGGAUGCUGAUGCUGAUGCUGAUGGCACUCAAGGCGAUGUGGCCAUGGAAGGAUGA